CGAGGCGGCGGCGGCGGCGCGACUUCCCCAGGGGCCUUUCCCGCUGCCGCGAUGUUCAGCUGGCUGGGUACAGACGACCGCCGGAGGAAGGACCCCGAGGUCUUCCAGACGGUUAGCGAGGGGCUCAAGAAACUCUACAAGACCAAGCUGCUACCCCUGGAAGAGCAUUACCGCUUCCACGAGUUCCACUCGCCCGCCCUGGAAGAUGCCGAUUUCGACAACAAGCCCAUGGUCCUGCUGGUGGGCCAGUACUCCACCGGGAAGACCACCUUCAUCAGGUACCUGCUGGAGCAGGAUUUUCCGGGCAUGAGGAUUGGUCCUGAGCCAACAACCGACUCCUUCAUAGCAGUAAUGCAGGGGGACGUGGAGGGGAUCAUCCCCGGGAAUGCCCUGGUUGUGGAUCCUAAGAAACCCUUCAGGAAACUCAAUGCCUUUGGAAACGCCUUCUUGAACAGGUUCGUGUGCGCCCAGCUGCCCAACGCUGUGCUGGAGAGCAUCAGCGUCAUCGACACUCCAGGGAUCCUGUCUGGGGAGAAGCAGAGGAUCAGCCGAGGGUACGACUUUGCAGCCGUCCUAGAGUGGUUUGCGGAGCGGGUGGACCGCAUCAUCCUGCUGUUCGAUGCCCACAAGCUGGACAUCUCUGAUGAGUUCUCAGAAGUCAUCAAGGCCCUCAAGAACCACGAGGACAAGAUGCGGGUGGUGCUGAACAAGGCUGACCAGAUCGAGACGCAACAGCUGAUGCGGGUGUACGGGGCCCUCAUGUGGUCCCUGGGCAAGAUUGUGAACACCCCAGAGGUGAUUCGGGUCUACAUCGGCUCCUUCUGGUCCCACCCCCUCCUCAUCCCCGACAACCGGAAGCUCUUCGAAGCUGAGGAGCAGGACCUGUUCAGGGACAUCCAGAGCUUACCCAGAAACGCCGCUCUCCGCAAACUCAACGACCUCAUCAAGAGAGCCAGGCUGGCCAAGGUCCACGCCUACAUCAUCAGCUCUCUGAAGAAGGAGAUGCCCUCAGUGUUCGGGAAGGACAAUAAGAAGAAGGAGCUGGUGAACAACCUGGCCGAGAUUUAUGGCCGGAUCGAGCGGGAGCACCAGAUCUCACCUGGAGACUUUCCCAACCUGAAGAGGAUGCAGGACCAGCUGCAGGCCCAGGACUUUAGCAAAUUCCAGCCGCUGAAGAGCAAGCUGCUGGAGGUGGUGGAUGACAUGCUGGCACAUGACAUCGCCCAGCUCAUGGUGCUGGUGCGCCAGGAGGAGAUCCAGCGGCCUGUGCAGAUGGUGAAGGGUGGAGCUUUUGAGGGCACCCUGCACGGCCCCUUCGGUCACGGCUAUGGAGAGGGGGCUGGGGAGGGCAUCGAUGAUGCUGAGUGGGUGGUGGCCCGGGACAAGCCCAUGUACGACGAGAUCUUCUACACCCUGUCCCCCGUGGAUGGCAAGAUCACAGGGGCUAAUGCCAAGAAGGAGAUGGUGCGCUCCAAGCUGCCCAACAGCGUGCUGGGUAAGAUCUGGAAGCUGGCGGACAUCGACAAGGAUGGCAUGCUGGAUGAUGAGGAGUUUGCGCUGGCCAACCACCUCAUCAAGGUCAAGCUGGAGGGACACGAGCUACCCAGUGAGCUGCCUGCCCACCUCCUGCCCCCAUCCAAGAGGAAAGUCACAGAGUAACAGAGGCAGGGCCAGCUCUAGAAAGGCAGUAUUAGAGGAGGGUACAUACACAUGCACGCAUGCACACACAUCUCGACAGUUGCACUGUAGAUGAGAAGGCAUAGCUGUUCUGACCACUCCGGGCUGAUCCUUAUUUGGACACCUCGCCAAGUUCCUAGCAUUGGUAGAGGACAGCCCCACCCCGGGUCAUAGUGUACACGCCUGUGUCUCCACAUCUCUGACCCUCCCAUCCCCAGCUUUCCAGAGACCAGGACAAAUCACUGGCCCACAUGUGGCCCACCUACCCCUAUUCCCCAGCACCUCCACACUCUGGCUCCAAGCAGAUGGGAAAGGCUUUUCAUUUAAUAGGUAAUUCACUUUAUUUCCAAUCCACUCUAUUUUCCUGUGCUUUUCUUUCUCCCUCUUUGCCUUCCUAGUAAGAAUCUACUCAGGGUUUAGAGAUGUGAGCAAUGAAGGGCAGUGAGGCAGGAGAGCCGAGUUGGAAAGCAUCCUCUGAGCACUGUGUCCCAGACUUGAAGAGAUGUUGGCUCGUGCCAUGCGCCCUGUUCUGUCCCGUCCUAAGGCUCUGUCUUCCCAGCUUUGAACUCUGUCUGCACUUCAUUUCAAAGCAUCGCAGAUGGGGAGAGAAAAGAGAAAAACUUGGAAGAGUACGGCAGCCAUCUUUUGGCCUUCUGCUGGAAACCUGUCAGAGCGAUCCUAGCCCAUGGAUUUUGUCGUUUGGUGUUCUUCUCACCUGGCCUGUGAUGUCUGGAUGCUCAUACCUGACUCAUGCUUAUUCAGCCCCUCUGUCCCAGGAGCUGUGUUAGCAGCUUAUGUGCAUUACUGUCUGUGGGCCUUACUAAUCCCCAAGUAAGGAUCUGUUGGCCCCUAUUUUGUGGAAGAGGACCCUGAGACACAGAAGAGUUUAUGACUUUUCUAAAUUCACAGAAGCCACUCAUAACUGUGAGAAGAUGGAAAGCCAGGACCUCAGAUCUACAGUCUUGUCUCUGUACUGUGAUGUGUACAGGAGCCCAGCAUUGCUAUGUACUGGUAAAUCACAGAACAAGAGAGCAUGCAGGCCCCCUCACAGCCCCAGCACCAGCUGGCAAGGGAGAAGGACCUGCCAGCAUUUGGUGGGCCAUCAGUCUGGCCAUCUGUCACCUAAUAGAAGCAAACCGUGCCUUCUGGCUGUGCACCCCACGUUCCCAGCAUCACAGGCACCCAACCACGCAGCAGGAGAGUGGGCUAGGCUGCUGCCAGUCCCUGCGUGGCCUCCCACCCAUUAGCCUGACUCAUUCCAGCUCAAACGCAGCCACCGGUUCUUACCAGGCAGGGCCUUGUGCCGAUUCUCAGAACGCCAACUUUAGAGGCCGAGAGUCGUGUUCCUGUAGGGUCCCCGUGACUGCUACAACCUUUGCAAAUCCCACUGUACUCGGUGUGCUACACCUUCCUUCAUGGUCUCUCCCCAGCUUGCUCUGUGGCCACUGACAGUCACUGUAUCUGUUACUCUCUUACUGAGAUGGAAAAUGAAACAAGUAUAACUUAUUUUAUAUCUAUGUUCAAACUAUAUAGAGAAUAUUCUGUGUAUCUAUGAUGUGCUUACUACUGCAGUGCAUUCCUUGUUAGUACUCAUGUUAAU
Fukomys damarensis (Damara mole-rat) is the source of this 3277-nucleotide messenger RNA. It is a transcript of the gene Ehd3, whose product is annotated as EH domain containing 3. Gene Ontology annotation, biological process: clathrin-dependent synaptic vesicle endocytosis; endosomal transport. The record is from RefSeq and is a predicted model, not a curated record. Gene Ontology annotation, cellular component: intracellular vesicle; plasma membrane; presynaptic membrane. Bases 52 to 1659 code for a protein of 535 amino acids. Gene Ontology annotation, molecular function: GTP binding; calcium ion binding; molecular adaptor activity. NCBI's taxonomy places the organism in Eukaryota, Metazoa, Chordata, Mammalia, Rodentia, Bathyergidae. The transcript has 6 exons.